Molecule: messenger RNA, 2894 nt
Organism: Labeo rohita (rohu)
Lineage: Eukaryota; Metazoa; Chordata; Actinopteri; Cypriniformes; Cyprinidae
Product: transcription factor 20
Exons: 6
Coding region: 1080-2273 (397 amino acids)
Biological process (GO): regulation of transcription by RNA polymerase II
Cellular component (GO): nucleus
Source: RefSeq, a predicted model, not a curated record
CCGGUCGCCAUGUUUAGCCGGAUUCACACAGUUAAAUAGAGCAACUGCCUUGUUCAGCUUUCGCCAGUAGUUUUACUCUUUUAUAUGAUUAAUCCGUAUGUGUUUUAGACCAAAUUAAUUUUUAAAAGUACCCGUGCCUUUGAUAAUAUGCUCAGUAAGUCUGGGUAGUAAAGGGACGCGUUAUUUGUCUGUUAUGGACCCUCUUAACCAGGUCGAUGUCAUGCACCUUCAGGAGUCUCGUUCCUCUGCUCUGGAUCUGUCCGUGGGUUGCAGACAGAGUCCUUUAAAGACAAACCCCAUGGAGGCUUUGGAUCUAGUGAAAAAGCCCAGCUGGUGUGGCAUUACCUCAGGGAGCAAAAGCGUUAACAUGUCUGAGUCUCGGUACAUCACUCGGCCCAGCAAACCGAAGUCGCCGGACCAACCAGGAUCGAAGCAUCAUGGGACAAGGACUUGCGGCUCGUCAUCCCACGGCCCCUACUCUAUACCUUUACCCCUAAUCAAUGGCUUGCCAUCUGUGGCUCAAAUACUGUCCCAAUGUCCACCAACAGACCAAGAGUUUACAGAUGACAGUGAUUACAGUGUUGAAAUGGAAAUGGACGAUGUCACAUGUCACAAAAAAACAAAUUCUGUGUUAGAAAACAGCACACUGGGAGGUAGGAGAGCACGUAAUGUAUUAGAGACGCAUCCACAACACAUUCUGACCAGUUGUGGUGAAACAUACUUGAGUGACACAGGCGUGUCACAAAUUAAGGGCUCAUCUUGUUUACCUCAGGACACCAGCGCUGCUGCAUACACACUACACUCCACCAGCUCAGCAGUUGAGCAAACUGCCAUCGAAACGCUCGCAUCCGAAUGUACCGGCGCUAAAAAAACAUCUCCAUGCUCCAUCGAAUACAUUUCUAGUGAAGAUGACAGUGACAUCGUUGAGGUGCCUGUUAGCACCUCCAGAUGCAAGACGCCUCCAAACUGCCGUUCCCGAACUGUAAGCGUUAUAGUUAAUGAGAGAAGUCAUGGAAGACUAAGAAAUUCCUCCGUAAAGCAAGAAGUUGAAAUGGACUGCUCUCCCAAAAAUGUGAACAAUGUCUAUGCCAUGGAUGAACCUGGUUUUGAAGCCCAUGGCGGUAGGACUGGCUCCGAAUCCAAGUCGUUGCUCUCAUGGAUGGAGUCGGUCUGCAUUCCCAUAUCUCCAGAAGACAGCGAUCAAGACAUGCAUGCUGAUUUUCCAAAAAACUUCCCAUCUACCUCAGAUGCAGAAAACACAAGCAUCUUCAAGUCUCCACAGAGUGGGGCUUCGUCAACAUCAAGCCGUCCGCGAAAAACUCCAGCAUCGAAGAGUAGGAAACAGGCGAAGCCGAGGCCCAAACAAAGAGCCAAACCUAAGAAGCCCGCUAAGCGGGCGAAAGCGCCAACGGCUAGCAAAUCGGCAACAAGCACCGCAAAGAGAAGACGCAGAAAACCUCGCUCGUCUGGACCUUCAUCCAUGUUUUUCACCUCAAGAGCCGGAGAUCAAACUAAAAUAUGCAAACCACAAAGAAGACAAGAAGGACGCCAGGCCGGACAGCUUCGCCCCGUACAUUCACAUGGAGUUAUCAUCCUGCACAAUCGUCAAUUUUCGGGAAGAGGAUGUUUAUUCGACAAAGAAAGGCUCGCAGCAGGUGGUCUCGGGGGUCAUCCCAAAGACGUCCUGUUUGCAGCUUGGCCGCGUCGGCUCUGACGCCAGGUUGCAGGUCAAGCAUUUCUGCUGCUUGUGUGGAAGGACGGGCAAUGUUGAAGGCCUCGGGGAUUUGCAUGGGCCGUACCGCUCCAGUGGAGUUCAGCCCGUCUGUAAAUCUGACAGCAGUCCUGCUGUCCAAAAGCAGGAACUGGACUGCAGCGAUUUAGACUCGGUUUAUAGUUUAGAGGAUGGGGCAUCCCAGUCUGUCAAACGGCAGAGGAAGGAGAACUGCUCGGAGGGCGUUGAGGAGUCUAGGGUGUGUAGUGAGCACUGGAUACAUGAGGACUGUAGCAUCUGGACUGCCGGCAUCUUUUUGGUUAAAGGGAAACUCUACGGAUUGGAGGAAGCCAUUCGGCUUGCGCAGGAAACAGUGUGUUCAUUCUGUCACAGGGUCGGUGCCACAUUGGGAUGUUUCUUCAAAGAUUGCCCCAAUAAGUACCAUUUCCCCUGUGCCCUGCAGUCAGACAGUGCACUCAAUGAGGAGAACUUCACGAUAAGAUGCCCCAAGCACAAGAAUAAAACAUCCAGAGUGAGCGUUAGCAGACUGAAGAACAGAUGACAUUUGGGAGGAGCUGAUAUGUCUUUGAAGGUAGACUUGGCCAGACAUUCAAUGUGGCUGUGGAGUGGAUCCCUAAUGUGUUUACAGAUUGUUCCAUUUGAUUUAGUGCUUCACAUUUUGAGUGUUUACAUGUACUCUCAGGCAGUUGAAUGUUCGGAUGUGCUUUGUCUGUGCUACAGACGGCCGCUGCCUUUUACCUGUCGCUCGAGUGGUACCCUUGGACAAUGCUGGAUGAUUUUCAUUGCAUUCCUCUGCGUUCUAAACACCCGAUGAAUUCAACCACUGCAGAUUUGUACGUCUCCGUUUCAUUGACGUUUACUCAAGGCCAAAUAUCUCCAUCUGCUUCAGGCUGAAUCCUGUAAAACCCUUUACAACGUUACGGCAAUCUAACCAACAGUGGAGAUUUCAAACGAGAGCCUCGUUUCAUUGGAAGUAACCAUUCAAGCAAAAGUGCUUGAUUUUUCUCCUUGAUUUUUAUUGUUAUAUGCACUUCAGUGUCUCGUAGUUCAUUAAAUAUAUAACACCAAUUGUCCAUUCUGUAACAGUGAUGUCUUUAUUACAUAAAAUUUGAAAUGCUGAAUGAACUAGUCUCCUCCGGUGGUACCGUAUGCACUAUUACGU